UUUCACAGGAAGUUGGUUCAGUGAGUUACUCAAAAUGGCGGACGACGAAACCAAUGCGAAGAAGGGAGGUUUUUCUUUUGGUUUUGCCAAGAAAAUUGACAGCAAAAAAUUACAAAAUUCGGUUGCCAGCGAUUCAGAAAAGAAAAAGGAGGAAGAAACAGAUUUUGUGUACUCGUUCGAGGGUAAGGAAGUCAAAAGCUCAAAACCAAAAGAUACAGCCCCGCAGGCAUUUGUUAUUCCGUUGAUAAAGAGCAAUAACUGGAGAACUCAGUUUUUGGAGAAGAAAGACCAGGUAAAGGAAGAAUGUGAUAAGACUAACACAAACGACAGCAAAGGCAUUGCACCCGACAUUGCACCCAAAGUAGAGAAAGGAAACCUGACUCUGAUAGAACAGGCGACAAGAGAAAUUAUCGAAGCAACUGCACUUGAAAAUCAAAACUGGGAGGGGCGCGGGCAGCCGGAUCCAAGUUUAAGCGUUCCUUUACUUGUUCGUAAUAAGGUUCCCGAAGGUUUCGAAACAGAUGAUAAACUUGAUGUGUCCUUGAGGCCGGAUGGUCCAGAAGAUGCUGACUAUGAACAAAUACCAAUAGACCAGUUUGGGUUUGCGAUGUUGAGAGGUAUGGGGUGGAAGGAUGGCGAGGGCAUUGGUAAAAACAAGGAACUGGUCCCACCACCCGAGGCAAUAUUAAGGCCUAAAGGACUUGGGCUUGGUGCAGAUAAAAGUAAAACAUUACAGAAGAAAAAUGGUGCUGUCUCUGAAAAGGGUCAUGAUAAAGAUGACGAACUUGAGUUGAAGAAGGGUGCAUUUUGCUUAAUAACUAAAGGCACUAGCAGAGAUAUGUAUGGAGUUAUUGAAGGUUUAGAUGAUGACAAUGCAAGGACUAUGGUGAAAUUAACACUAAGUGGCAAAAUUGUGACAAUUUCCCAGUAUUCAAUUGAACUUGUGUCAAAGAAAGACUAUGAGAAGUUUUCAAAGUAUCUCAACAAGGGAAAAGUUGAUAAGUAUAAGAAAGAACAGGAAAAGAAGAAAAAAGACAAGCAUAGAUCUAGAAGUAGAAGUCCCCAUGAAAAAAGCAGAAGGAAGAAAUCUCACCGGGGUCACAAUAGAAGUCCACACGAUGACAGAAAACUUCAUGAUCGCAGUAGAAGUCCACAUGACAGAAAACAUGGCGAUAAUAGUCCGCUUGUAAGAUACUCAAGCCCAGAUAUGGAGCGCUCAAAACACAUGGAACAUGACAGAAAGAGGAAACACAAAUCCAGCAGAGACUUGUCUGAUGAUGAAACUACUUUGGUCAAACAAAGUUCAAGUUCCCAUAGGCAUAUGCCAGAGGAUAAAAAAGCAAAAAGAGAAAACGGGCACACAGAAAAUGGUAUUUUCUUGUGGGCAAGGCCAGACAUUAGGGUUCGAAUUGUUGAUAAAAAGUUUAAGAGUGGCAAAUAUUACAAGUCAAAAGUCAUAGUGGUGGAUGUUAUCAGUGAAGAUAACUGUGUAUGUCGGACAGAGGAAGGGCGAGUACUGGAGGGACUGUCACAAUCAAGCCUUGAGACUGUUAUUCCCAAACAUGAUCAUGCACAUGCUUUGAUUGUCUCUGGAAAGUACAGGGGUCAAAUAGGAGAAGUUGUGAAAAGAAGCAAAGAAAAAUGUGAAGCUUUACUGCAGUUGCUUAGUGACCGAGACAUCGUGCUGAAACUUGGAUAUGAUGAUAUCUGUGAAUAUGUUGGUGACAUAGACCAACAGUUUGACUACUAGUAAUGCUAGUCAUGCUAGAUAAUAGUUUUGAACAUGUUGGACAGAAGCAAAUGUCUUAAUGCAGUUUGAGACAGCAUGUAAACAGUCAGACAGUGAUAGAGCAGUACAGGUGAAAUGUCAUGUAUGACAUGUACAAGGACAUCAGAAAAUAAAAUCUCUUUGUAACAGUUAUGGUGAACAUUGGCAUGACAAGGGGUGUAAUUAUUUGACUCUAUGUAUUCCCAUCUUGACCCUGCUGUUAUGGUGACCCCCCUCCUAGCCACAAAUCCAAUUCGUCAGAGAACUAGUAUUUGUUUCGUCUUAUAUAUCCUGAUGCUGAAAUUAGAAACUGUCAUGAUACUGCAAUGUAUUGCCAAACAUUGUGAUACUGUUACCAGAUACCAUGGCUACCACAAUUAUUUUACUAAGUAAUAUUUCAGGACAAACAGACUGAUCAAACUGAACUGACCAUGAUGAAAUAAAUAUAAUAAGAAGUUUUGUUCACUUCAAAUGUUUUGUCUUUCAUAUGGUUGUGACAUUCCCCAAGUACAUGUACAUUAAAGUACCCCAUGUCUGAUUUCUGCACUGUUUUUUGAAACUAUGGAUUUGUCAGAGAUACUACAACUACCCACAUGAAUUGUGAUACUUUUCACUAACAGCACCCACCAUCCGAUUACAUAUAAUUUGGCAAGCCAGUAGGCAAUAUUUGGCAGUAUAUCA
Messenger RNA from Haliotis rufescens (red abalone), 2449 nucleotides. RefSeq names its product G-patch domain and KOW motifs-containing protein-like. The transcript has a single exon. Gene Ontology annotation, biological process: mRNA splicing, via spliceosome. Gene Ontology annotation, cellular component: spliceosomal complex. Gene Ontology annotation, molecular function: nucleic acid binding. The coding region runs from base 35 to 1750 and encodes 571 amino acids. Lineage: Eukaryota; Metazoa; Mollusca; Gastropoda; Lepetellida; Haliotidae. The record is from RefSeq and is a predicted model, not a curated record.